AUGUGGCUAUCCGAGACGGUGAGGCAAUCUUUGAACGACGAUACCUCCUCGCCAUACAAAGACCGCUGGACUAAGAGGCUGAUGAGGUAUGGAGUGGAAUCUCGGGGCGUGCAACCGGUACCCGAGGCACAACGUACCGACACCCAGUUCAUCAAGGUCUUUUACCUCUGGGUUUCGUUCAACGUGAACAUCCUUACAUUCUCGACUGGGACGUUGGGUCCUGCCAUCUUUGGCCUUGGAUUGCGCGACUCGUGUUUGUCGAUCCUCUUUUUCAACAUCAUUUGUUGUGGGCCGCCUGCUUACAUGGCGACUUGGGGUCCCAAACUUGGGAUGAGGCAAAUGAUCAUUUCGCGGUAUUCCUUUGGGUACUACGGAGUUAUUAUACCCUGCAUCAUCAACCUCAUCGGCUUGAUCGGGUUUUCUGUCCUCAAUUGCAUCCUUGGCGGUCAGGCUUUGGCGAGUGCAGGCAAUGGGAGUCUCAGCUGGGCGGUAGGAAUUGUCGUUAUAGCCGUCAUCUCACUGUUCGUCUCGUUCUGCGGUUACGGGAUUCUGAACUGGUACGAGAAAGUGUCGUGGUUCCCGGUGCUCCUCACGUUUAUCAUCUCCCUUGGAGUGGGAGGCAAGCAUCUCCUACAUCCCCCCCCUGCAGAGCCUGCGACGGUUGUGGGCGUUCUGAGCUUUGGGGCAACCCUUGCUGGCUUUUCUCUUUCGUUUUCCAGUCUCAGUGCUGAUUUCACAAAUUAUUACGUGUCAAGUGUUAACGGAUGGAGGAUAUUCUGGUACUCCUUCAUAGGCCUCUUACUACCUAUUGUCGUCCUGGAAUGCUUUGGCGCCGCUGUGGUCGUUGCAGUCCCUUCCGUCCCAUCUUGGGAACAGGGAUAUGUAGGUGAAAACAUUGGUGGUCUCUUGGCAGCCAUGCUCCAGCCCGUUGGAGGGUUUGGCAAGUUUCUCGCCGUGCUCCUGAGCCUUUCCGUAGCCGGAAACAUCGCAGCGUCGUUCUAUUCGUUGACGCUGAAUAGUCAGACCUUCAUCCCCACUUUGAUUAUCGUUCCUCGAUAUGUUUUCUCGGUGGUUGCAACUGCUAUUGUGAUACCCUUGUCGAUUGUUGGAGCACACAGGUUCUACGAUGCGCUCACCAACUUCCUUGGGCUCAUUGGGUAUUGGCCAGGCUCGUACGUUGCCAUUACGAUGCUGGAACAUCUGGUAUUUCGACACAAUGAUGCUGGGCAAUACGACAUCAAUGUCUGGAACGUGCCACUCAAACUGCCUUCGGGUAUAGCUGCUCUGGGCGCGUUGGCGGCCUCGUUGGGACUCGCGGUUCCGUGCAUUAGGCAGGUGUGGUUCACGGGCCCCAUUGCAAAAACGACGGGGGACAUUGGGUUUGAGGUUGCGUUUGGGGUGAGCGCGGUGCUCUAUUUGCCUUUUCGUUGGCUCGAAAUUAGGAUACGAAAGCAUGUAUGA
This is a messenger RNA of Laccaria bicolor S238N-H82, 1461 nucleotides long. RefSeq names its product NCS cytosine-purine permease. Gene Ontology annotation, cellular component: plasma membrane. Gene Ontology annotation, molecular function: transmembrane transporter activity. Gene Ontology annotation, biological process: transmembrane transport. Bases 1 to 1461 code for a protein of 486 amino acids. The record is from RefSeq and is a predicted model, not a curated record. The transcript is spliced from 10 exons. Lineage: Eukaryota; Fungi; Basidiomycota; Agaricomycetes; Agaricales; Hydnangiaceae.